UUAACACUGAAGAGAAUAAGAAAGAGUCUGUGCUAAGGUGUUCCUUUGCUGAUCUCAGUGAUUUCUGCUUGGCUCUAGGAAAAGAUAAAGAUUAUUCAGAUGAAUCAGAACAUGCUAAUUAUGAUCGAUCUCGUCUCAUUAAUGAUAUUGCAACCAAAGAGAAACCUGAAUCCAAGACAAAAUUAUCUAAGAAUGACAUGAAUUACAUAGCAUCCAGUGGGCUUCUAUUUAAAGAUGGCAAAAAGCGAAUUGACUACAUCCUGGUGUACAGAAAGACAAAUAUACAAUAUGACAAAAGAAACACAUUUGAAAAGAACCUCAGAGCAGAGGGUUUGAUGCUGGAGAAGGAGCCAGCUAUUGCAAGCCCUGAUAUCAUGUUCAUUAAAAUUCACAUUCCAUGGGAUACGCUGUGCAAGUAUGCAGAGAGGCUCAACAUCAGGAUGCCCUUCAGGAAAAAAUGCUAUUACACUGAUGAGAGGAGCAAGUCAAAGGGAAGAAUGCAAAAUUAUUUUAAAAGAGUAAAAAACUGGAUGUCUCACAAUCCAAUGGUUCUUGACAAGUCAGCUUUUCCAGAAUUAGAGGAAUCGGACUGCUAUACCGGUCCCUUCAGCAGAGCACGAAUUCACCACUUCAUAAUAAACAAUAAGGAUACCUUCUUCAGCAAUGCUACUCGAAGCAGGAUAGUCUAUCAUAUGUUGGAACGCACCAAAUAUGAAAAUGGGAUAUCAAAAGUGGGUAUCCAAAAACUUAUAACCAAUGGUUCAUACAUAGCAGCAUUUCCUCCUCACGAGGGAGCUUACAAGAGCAAUCUUCCCAUCAAAACCCAUGGUCCUCAAAAUAACAGACAUCUGUUAUAUGAACGCUGGGCCCGCUGGGGAAUGUGGUACAAAUACCAACCUCUUGAUCUGAUCAGGCUGUACUUUGGUGAAAAGAUUGGUCUAUAUUUUGCUUGGCUUGGAUGGUACACUGGAAUGCUCUUCCCUGCAGCAGUUGUAGGCUUAUGUGUUUUCUUCUACGGAUUAAUUACAAUGAAUGAAAGUCAAGUAAGCCAAGAAAUUUGUAAAGCCUCAGAGGUCUUCAUGUGUCCUCUGUGUGACAAGAACUGCUCACUUCAGAGACUCAACGACAGCUGCAUCUAUGCCAAGGUGACGUAUUUGUUUGACAAUGGAGGGACAGUCUUCUUUGCUAUUUUUAUGGCAAUAUGGGCCACAGUCUUCCUAGAAUUUUGGAAAAGGAGAAGAAGUAUACUUACAUAUACUUGGGAUCUCAUGGAAUGGGAAGAAGAAGAGGAAACACUCCGUCCCCAAUUUGAAGCCAAGUAUUACAAAAUGGAGGUCAUUAAUCCCAUCACAGGAAAACCUGAGCCACAUCAGCCCUCCUCAGAUAAAAUCACUCGUCUUCUUGUUUCUGUUUCAGGAAUAUUCUUCAUGAUUUCCUUGGUGAUCACUGCAGUGUUUGCUGUAGUAGUGUAUCGCCUUGUUGUCAUGGAGCAGUUUGCAUCAUUCAAGUGGAAUUUCAUCAAGCAACACUGGCAGUUUGCAACAUCUGCUGCUGCUGUCUGUAUCAACUUUAUAAUCAUCAUGCUGCUGAAUCUUGCAUAUGAAAAAAUUGCUUACCUUCUCACAAAUUUAGAAUAUCCUCGAACUGAAUCUGAAUGGGAAAAUAGCUUUGCUCUGAAGAUGUUCCUUUUCCAGUUUGUCAAUUUAAACAGCUCUAUCUUCUAUAUUGCUUUCUUUUUGGGGAGAUUUGUAGGCCACCCAGGAAAAUAUAAUAAACUUUUCAACCGGUGGAGACUGGAGGAAUGUCAUCCUAGUGGCUGUUUGAUAGACCUUUGCCUGCAGAUGGGUGUGAUUAUGUUUUUGAAACAAAUAUGGAACAACUUCAUGGAACUUGGAUACCCGUUAAUUCAGAACUGGUGGUCACGCCUGAAAAUCAAGCGGGGAAUACAAGACACUUCUAUCCCUCAGUGGGAAAAUGAUUGGAAUCUGCAGCCCAUGAACAUCCAUGGCCUGAUGGAUGAGUAUUUAGAAAUGGUUUUACAGUUUGGUUUCACCACCAUCUUUGUUGCUGCUUUUCCUCUGGCACCUCUUUUGGCUUUGUUAAACAAUAUCAUUGAAAUCCGACUGGAUGCAUACAAAUUUGUCACCCAGUGGCGGAGGCCUUUACCAGCUCGAGCAACUGACAUUGGUAUCUGGCUCGGAAUCCUUGAAGGAAUUGGUAUACUGGCUGUGAUCACCAAUGCAUUUGUGAUUGCCAUUACAUCUGAUUACAUCCCACGUUUUGUCUAUGAAUACAAAUAUGGUCCCUGUGCAAAUCAUGGAGUACGGAAUGAAAACUGCUUAAAGGGAUAUGUCAAUAACAGCCUAUCCUUCUUUGAUCUGAGUGAGCUUGGUAUGGGACAUUCUGGCUAUUGCAGGUAUCGUGACUACAGAGGGCCCCCUUGGAGUUCCAAACCCUAUGAGUUCACCUUGCAAUACUGGCAUAUCCUUGCUGCUCGAUUGGCUUUCAUUAUUGUGUUUGAGCACCUUGUAUUUGGAAUUAAAUCAUUCAUCGCAUACCUGAUUCCAGAUGUGCCAAAGGGCCUCCGUGAACGAAUACGACGAGAGAAAUACUUAGUCCAAGAGAUGAUGUAUGAGGCUGAACUGGAACACUUACAACAAGAACGGAGAAAAAGUGGUCAGCCUGUUCACCAUGAAUGGCCUUAGUUGAUAUCUGUUACCCAGUAGAGGUGUUACCAUGACUGUGAAGGAAUGAUGAUGACUUCAAAUUCUAAAUGCAGUCUAGUGGAAAGGCAUACCUGGCAAAACAUAUUGU
Ochotona princeps (American pika) is the source of this 2814-nucleotide messenger RNA. It is a transcript of the gene ANO3, whose product is annotated as anoctamin 3. The transcript is spliced from 25 exons. Bases 198 to 2705 code for a protein of 835 amino acids. Gene Ontology annotation, molecular function: chloride channel activity; protein dimerization activity. The record is from RefSeq and is a predicted model, not a curated record. NCBI's taxonomy places the organism in Eukaryota, Metazoa, Chordata, Mammalia, Lagomorpha, Ochotonidae. Gene Ontology annotation, biological process: chloride transmembrane transport. Gene Ontology annotation, cellular component: plasma membrane.